This is a messenger RNA of Closterium sp. Yama58-4, 1197 nucleotides long. Lineage: Eukaryota; Viridiplantae; Streptophyta; Zygnematophyceae; Desmidiales; Closteriaceae. The record is from the annotation of a GenBank genome assembly.
AUGGGGACUCCUCCCAAGGGCCGUCCUCCAAUCAGCAUGUCGACUUUCCCAUCCAUGAUGGCUCCAGGAUCUACGCUCGGUAGCACGCCGGGAACUUCGCCAGGAGACUCUCCAGGAGCCACGUCAUCACCUUCCGAACCGAAACCUCCGGCUGGGCUUAAUAUCUCCUCGUUUUCGUCGUACUCUUCCAUUCACGACUCGAGGGCUCAAAAGAAGAGCCUUCUUGGCGGUAACCCAGCUUUCGGCGGGAAACCCGGCGGCGGAGCGUUCGGAGGAGACGCGUCGCAGAAGCACCAAAGCAACGGGUCGCACGCCAAUCUCCCCCGCUGCCCGUCGCCGAACACGACUCUCGGUCGUCCAGGCCCGUCGCCGCAGUCGUCGUAUCCGGUGUCGCCGGAAUCGUCGGACGAGUCGUCGCCUUCCGUCGCCGCAGUGCCCGCGUCGCAGAAAUCCGGUUCAGUGCUAAGAUCAGUUUCUGGAACCGGAAACUCGUUUUUAGGAGGAGGUAAUUCGUUUCUAGGGAGAAGCGGCGCGACAGGCGCCGUUGCGCGGUUGGCUGGGGAGAGCAAUAACGGCUCGGCGACUCCUCCGCGAACUUUUGCGAACGAGUUCAGCGCGAAGGUUACCAACCAGUUGCACGAGCUGGGAGGGAAUGGGGGUGGUGGAUCGGGUACUUCGUCUACUGCGAGCUCUGGCGAAGUCGCGACGACUGCGAUUGAUUCUCCGCCAGUCAACGCGAUCUGCUUAAACAUGCAAGAGGUCGAAGAUGUUGUGGCCGAAAAGGAAUUCUCCAAAGCAGUGUUGCAGUUUAUCGACAUUACAACGAUCUCUUCAAGCGUUGACGAUGACGGAACGCAAGCGGAAUACGUCAUUUGGGGCCUGAAGUUCUCCGACGCUGCUGGAUGGGAAUUCCCCGCUAAAGCCGCCGCUCCCGCGACGGCCUCCCCCGCCGAUUCUCCCCCGCGCGCGCAAUCCUCCGCUCCCCUUCAGCCUGGCGCAAGCGGAUACUUCGGCGCUCCGCGCAUCGUUCCGACGGUAAUUCCACCGAAGGUUGCCAAUCUGGCGGAGCGCGGCGCGCAGACGAUCGCGCCCUCGGAAGAGCCAAUGAAAAGGCUGAACGGGCCGCGGGAGGUGGAUCUUGAUUUGCUGCCGAAAUAUAUGACGGACGAUGAUUUGACGCGAUACAUCUUCGAUUAA